Messenger RNA from Seriola aureovittata, 8274 nucleotides. It is a transcript of the gene kif26bb, whose product is annotated as kinesin family member 26Bb. Gene Ontology annotation, molecular function: ATP binding; microtubule binding; microtubule motor activity. Lineage: Eukaryota; Metazoa; Chordata; Actinopteri; Carangiformes; Carangidae. The coding region runs from base 501 to 6398 and encodes 1965 amino acids. The transcript is spliced from 15 exons. The record is from RefSeq and is a predicted model, not a curated record. Gene Ontology annotation, biological process: microtubule-based movement.
ACAAUAACAAAAGUCUUCAGAAGUCACAUAGGGAAUAUAUUGAUAUCUUGAUAUAAUUGCUUAGGAACAUCAAAGUGAUUUCUGAUCAUUCUGUUGCAAGAAUGUUGAAAUAAAUAUUACAUAUGAGGAGCUGUUAUAGGAGAGAGAUUAUUUUAGGAUUAUGUUUUAAAAGGAAAGAAAUAUCCAGUGAAAUUCCGCCUGAUCACUUUGACUGUUUGAUUCUGAAGACUUGCUCCCUACCGCCUCCCUGAGGAGGUCACAAUAAAUAGGCAUGUAAAAUCAUGAAGUGUCCUCCAGUGCGCUCCCUCCUUCUCCACUGUGCCACAGUCAUCACUCCACCUCUGAGUCAGUGUCUCCUGCCUCUUAGUUUGUCAUAUUUUUUCAUUUAACUCUACCAUGAGUGAAAUAUUUCUGCUUUACAUCCAUGGAACGUUGGCUAAAUUAAAUAAAAGUGCGCCCAACCUUUGUUCGGAUAUCUUUUUAAAUAUUAACAAGUUGUCAUGUCAUCUCUGACUGGAAGAGGAGAGAGAUUUCCUGCCUCGGUCACAGAAGCUCACUGGAGCUCAGAAGUGCCGCCUCACUGUGAGCCCGCCGGCUUUUCUCCAAGUAUUAAAGGGAGAGACUGCCAAGCCAAAGAGCGCCCGACUCCUGAGGGUGCCGGAGGGUCCAGGGGCGACCCACUUCGGAAUAUGUGCCAGAGAGCAGACGCUGUCCCCUCCUACAGGUCCCUCCCUGGGUCCGUUGGAGACCGCAUCAGGAGUAAUAUGUUUGGGACAAUAUGUAGAGGCUCUACGUCGGUGAAUCCAGGCUCUGGGAGGUCUGAUAGGAAAGUUGCGUGUUGUGAGAAGUGCUCAGCAACCCUUGUUGCUCUGAAGAAACAAGCUCUGAGUCUGGCUGUUCACCACCACUUCUCCUGCAAGGACUUGAGUGACCUGUCAGCAUUUCUUAAAGACAACCUUCGUGUCCAUAGUCGGUCCACCACUGAAUCCAGGGACAGAGAAAGGGAGCAGGGCCAGUGUGCGGCCUGUGGUACAAACCUGAACCAGCUCAAACAGGAGGCCAUCCACCUGGCUCUGAGCAGGGGUCAGUCAUUAGCUAAGCCUCCCUUUGAACCCAGCCUCAGCACAGGCUCACUGCUGGGACAAAGUGAGACAAAGCAUGGGGACAGAGCUCCAAGGGAAGCUGCCAUGGCUGCACAUCAACCACACAGUCGAAGCCACAGUCCUCACAGCCCACAGAGCCCCAGGACGCCUCAGAGGACCCCCCAAACCCUCAGGCGGAGGGGGCCCAAGCUCCCCAACCCCGAUAUGGACCGCUGGCUAGAGGAGCAGCAGCUGGUCGCUUCUAAAUCUGUGUCCAAUACUGAUGGUGUCACCAUCUACUCUUACCAUAAGGCUGCAGAUGAUGCAACCCUGGGCUGUGGUGAUGCUGGGACUGUACAGACGAGCUCAAAGAUCCCUCACAUCUCCAGAGUGGUGACCAUUGCCAAUACUGCUGCCAUGUCCUUUUUGGCCAGGGCUGCUGAGAAGCUCAACCUGACAUCGAGGAAAAAAGGCCAGGCUUCUGAUCCAGCUCCUGCGCAUUUCUCCACCUGCUUCAGGGAGAUCAUCCAGAAAAAUCCGCCGCCUGUCCCCUCCUGCCUGCUCCAAGCUGCCACCAGAACCAAAGACUCACCCAAUGUUGGCAAGGUCAAAGUCGUGCUGAGGGUAAGCCCAACACUGUCAGGAGGCCAAGGCCAACCACCUGCUCUCCAGAUUGACCCAUCCAAGAAAAGGGUCACUAUAAUGGAUCCAGUUAGUAAAAGCCAACCACCCACUACAAUGAUACAAGGCAGGGACAGCAGAAAUCUCCUGAAGACAUUCAACUUUGAUGCUGCCUAUCCUCAGGAGUCAAGCCAGGCUGAGGUGUGUGCAGGCGUCUUGGCUGACAUCAUCCGCUGCGUGCUCAGUGGCAGCGAUGGAUGUGUUCUGGGUUUGGGAUGUGCUGCUGUGGGCUCCUGGUCCAGCAUGGUGGGGAGUGAUGAGAGCAUCCAGAAGCUCGGGCUGAUUCCCUGUGCCAUCUCCUGGCUGUACAGCGCCAUCGAGCGACGGAGAGAGAAGACCUGGACUGAUCUGACCGUGUCAGUGUCUGCCAUCGAGCUCUGCUGCGGCGAGGAGGACACACUGAGAGAUCUACUGGGGGAGGUCGUCCCCUCGUUAGGCAGUAUCCAGGACAGCCCGAGAGCCCGAAUUAGACUCCAAGAAGACCCCAUCUACGGGAUACAACUACGCAACCACAACCGAGUGAAGGCCCCGACCGCCGAGCGCGCUGCUUCCCUCCUGGACGCGGCCAUCGCAGCGCGUCGGCACAGUGACUUCGUUACGUACCUGUCCCACAGCUCCAUCAUGUUCUUCACUCUCCACGUCCAGCCCCCUCGAACGGAGAGCAGCACCAUUGGCAAAGGUUCGCGUGGCCCCACCAAGUUGACCAUGAUAGAUGUGCGUAGUGGUAUGAGGGGUAUGAUCAAAAAUAAACCUCCUCACUCUGAACUGGGCCCUGUGGUCGUGUCUCUAUUGAGUGGACUUAAAACCACCCCCAGCAAGGGCAGUAAGUUGACUAUGCUCCUGCGAGAGUCCUUGGGUCAUACAAACUGCCACACUGCAGUGAUCGCUGAAGUUGCUGAUUCACUGGCACACCUUCAAGAGACCUUGUCCACCAUCCAGCUGGCGUCUCGCAUUCGCAGGACACAGAAAAGGACGAAGCAAUCCACCUCAUGCUCUCCUUGCGGGAGGAGUUUAACUAAAGAAAAGAGAGGGGUUCAGUCUUUGUCCCUGCGGGCGUUCCACUCCACUGAUGAGGUCGAUGUUGACAUCCAUCCUUUCCGUCUUCGUGGUGAACUGGAUGAGCAUUCCAGUAGCGACCAGUCGUGCGACACAGUCAUCCAGAUAAACUCAGAUGGCUUCAUCCAGUCUAGUGCAGCCCCAAGGCUGGCACAACCUGAAUUUGUGCCCAUCAUACCUUCUUUGCAUCCCAACAAGACUGACUUGGAUGAUCCGGAGUUUACCGCUCUCCUCCAAGAGCUUCUGAGAAUUCCUCAGCUGCAGGGAGAGAAGAAGAACGAGGAGACUGCUCAGGGGCAUACUGAAACGUUAAAAGCAGAUAUAAAGCCGCGAGAGAGGGAUUGUCUUAAAUGUGAAACAUUUGCUGAACUUCAAGAGCGUUUGGGCUGUAUCGAUGGCAGUGAGUUGAUCAUGGAUGUGCUCAAGUCGUCCUCAAAAGGCCCUUCUGUCACAUCCAAAUCACAACCCCAGAAAGAAGCAGGGAAGCAGGCAGACACCAAAUCAUCAGACGCAUCACAGACGUUGCUGAAUCAGGGUUUAGGCUGCAGUCAGACCUCUGUUGGAGAAAAGCCAACAGAUGGUGCCUCCCCUGGAGACAGUUUCCAGAGGGAGGAUUCAGGUCUGUAUGACUGUGAGGAGUGCAGUGCAACUAGUUCCAGUGAAGAACUCCUCAAUCAAACUCUCAGUCUGAACAUGACCUGUCGCUCUGAGCCUCCCAACACAGGAACUCUUAAGUCACGUGAUAAGCUUCCUUCUCAGGACUUUGGUAUGGCAGCUCAGGGUGGUUCCCUCGCACAUCAGCCUACAGGAAUACAGGAGGGUCCGGAAGCUGCUGAUUGGUUCAAACCAGACAAAAGGGCGUCACCAGUUGGCAAGAGCUCCCCCAUAUCUCCUUCUUCCUCCUGCUCAUCUUCACACUCCCUGGCGACCAGUGUUAUACAUGGGGAUGUCUUACCCAACUGCCCCAUGGAGGAUGUUAAGGAAAUGAAGGCCACCAUCACAGUGACUGUCCAACAGCCACUGGACCUAAAAGGUCAAGAUGAACUUGUCUUCUCUAUGGUAGAGGAGGUGACCAUCAGUGGAGCGUUGAACAGAGGGAGGACGGGCGGAAACAUUAUUUGUAUCAGAGACACCGCCCAGUCACAGGCGCAUGCUCAGGGCUCUGCCAGCUCUCAACCAAUCAGGAUAAUCAGCAAUGUCAGUGAAGAAUCUGUAGCUGCAGGUUCAUCUAAUACAACCAAGAGCUCUGUUGUUCAGCCUGUAGCAACAGAGGACAGCACUGAAAAUCCCCAUCUUCUACCGAAAAGAGAAAAAAAGUUCUUACCUUCUUUUAUUAAUCCGAUGCUGAUUAGUACAGAAGUGGAUUGUGAUUUGGAUGGUGGUACAGAAAAAGAAAGUUCCCGUGAGUCAGGGUCUGAGCUCAAAAGAAAUAAUGUCAAAUGUCCAGAAGAUAGGAAGACGCUCGAGAAGAGGAGUGGAGCUUUUGCCUCUGAAACACAUGUCAAAAAGUCUGACAGGGUAUGCGACUCAGCUUUUAGCCAAAUCUCUUACGACCCAGUGGUUUUGGAAGAUUCAGCUUUCUGUGAUGAAACUGCGGAGGACAAAAUGUGUGGAAAGAGACCAAGAAGUGCAGACAAGAGACACCCUAGAGACAGGGAACAUGUUUAUUCCACUAACACUCAAAGGGGCUCGGAGGGGGGAGAAAUCAUCUGCAAACAUGUUGGGAAUGCCCCCAGGAGAAUUGGUGUUUCACCUGGUUACCAAGAAACCGCCACUGCUUCCUUUAAAACAGGUAGUUUGCCUAGAGGCUGGCAAAAUGCCAACUACCCGGAAAGCUACCACGGCUGUCACAUGGUAGACGACCACAGAGACCCAAGGGGGGUGACAUCAUCCACCCCAUGUAGCCCAGGGGUAACUCUGGAGAGGAGGCAGGGCAGACAGCACUCCCCAGCGAACCACAGCCACAACAUGUCCUCCCCUCGGAAAUACGGAACGGAGUACAAACAGAAAGAUAGCAGUGCUUCCAGAAAGGGAGCUGGGCCUUUGUUUGAGACCUCAAGUGUAAGAAUGAAACACGAUAAUAUGAGUGAGAGGCUGAACUCCCCCUUUGACGACAGUGGUAGGCUUUUCAGUUCCAAAUUGGAGCAGCUGGCUAGCAGAACAAAUUCCCUUGGGAGAACCCCAAGCGACUUCCCAACUCUGGAUAGAGGCAGUAGCAACACCUCUAUGAGCUCUAAGGGGAGCUCCAAGGGAAGUAGUGAAGGGGCUUGUAAGGGAGGUUAUAAAGGAAAUAAUGAGGGACAUUGUACAUUACCAAGGGCCAGCAGGAGCCCCAGGAAGAAUCCUCGAUCUGACCAGAGUCCUCACUUCUUCUCUUCCGAAAACCCUGUAGCUCAAUCUGCUAAGCAUACCCAUUACAAGCUCUCUGCUGUUGGGAAACUAAAGAUGGCUACCCCAAAAGUCCGUCGACUGUCAGCCCCCAGCAUCAAGAACCUUAGUCUCUCCCACAAAGGCCUGCGACAGUCCAUCAACCGCAGUGCCAGUCUUUCCCCAGACAGUAAAACUGUUAACUUUGAGCGGACAUCCUCCUUCCUCUCCUCUUCCCCCCCAAGAUCUUUUCACUCCAUCAGUCGGACUCCAAGCCAGAGCUCCACAUGCUCAUCAUCGAAAUCUGCCAUCCAGGGGUUUGUCAACGGCCGGAUCUCAGACCUCCUUAAGGAAAGGCCCUCCAGCCCGACCUCAGGAGGAGUGGACCACAUCACCGCUCUGCCCUCGCCAUACAGUCGGGUGACUGCUCCCCGCACACCUGAUCACCUGAGUGGGCACGCGAGUGACACCACCAGCGUGUUGAGUGGCGAUCUGCCACCUGCUAUGGGGAAGACAUCUCUGUACUUCUCGAACAGGAACAGUAUGGUCAGCAGUGGCUAUGACAGCAUGGUGAGGGACAGUGAAGCCACAGGCAGCACCACCUCAAACAGAGAUUCAGUCAGCGACCGGAGCGGCUCUCUCCUCAGUGUGGCUCGCAGCUCCCGGUCAUCUCGGAGGAAAGGCAGCACAGGUACUCAGCAGCGUCGUCCUUCCCACGAUGCAGCCCUGUCCCUGAGACGCUCGGCCAGCGGUCUGCGGUCUCGCUGGGUGGAGCGGGGAAUCCCAGAGGCCAUCGAGAUCAAGGUCUAUGAGAUCGACAAUGUGCAGAGGAUGCAGAAAAGAGCAGGUGCUGGCAAACAGGGCCCUGCGUGCUUCAGUGCCAAGCUGAAGUUUUUGGAGCACCGUCAGCAGAGGAUCUCAGAGGUCCGAGGCAAAUACAACAACCUGAGGAGGGAGCUGGAGCAGGCCAAACACAACCUCAUGCUGGAGCCUGCCCAGUGGAACCAAGAGUUCGACCUGUGGCAGACUUUCGAGGUGGACUCCCUGGAGCACCUGGAGGCCCUUGAGGUGGUGACGGCUCGGCUGGAGAACAGAGUCAACCGCUGCAAAGCCAACAUCAUGAUGGUCACCUGCUUCGAUGUCGCCACCAGGAGACGGCACAAGAAGAGACGCCGUAAGGCUCCGGAGCCGAGGGCCUUGAAGGGAACCUGAGCUGAAUAGUGAGAACUGAGGCAUGUUUAGAAGAGGCAUCUCUUUUCCGCAGACUCUUAUGUUUUAUCGGUCACACCUGGAUAUCCGUCUGACACCCAAACCUUUUUCCCACAUGCUGUUUUAACUUAAUACACACUUUAUGGUCUCGAUUAACCAAUUACCGCUGAUACCUUUAAAUGAACCAGGUGCUGCAGAUUGGAGUCUUGUACAUUGAAAUUUCAAGCUCCUUCUGCCUUCAUAAGGAGGUCAAAGAUCAAAGACAGAGCUACAAUCCAACAGCUGGCAGGAAUUCUUCACUUACAAAGGGCUGAUACUUCCAAAACAAUUUAUAACCAUUCACUUUUUAGACUUCCUUGCACAUCGGACAGCUUAAAUAAUUCACUCUAUUUGUCCUUCAAAUAACAUUUAACAUUAAAAGGAGCCUGUUUUUUAAAAACCAUUUUGGUUUAUAUAGUAUAUUCAAAGGUAUCAGUUCAACUCAGUGCAGCAGCUAAUGCUAACAAGACAUUUUAGUGUAGCUACAGGACAAAUGUAACCUUUCCUCCUCUGCUGAGUAUUAAAAACAUCCAAAUUUUGUUUUAAGGUGAUAAACCAAGAGACUCGUCUGGGUUUUUGGAUCUUGAUUAUUUGAAGAGGCUUGAAUACUGAAUUGAGAAUAUGCUUAAUAUUGGAUAUAACUACUAUAGAUGCUUAUAGACGUCUGUGCAGGUCUACGCUGGUCAUUGAGGCCCUGGUAUUAAGCACUUUUGUAAAAUUGUUAUGAUCUCAUUUCACUCUUUUUAAACAAUUUCUGGGAAAUUUGAUGCAUACAUGUACCUCAAUGUGUUCAAAACGUGGAUCUCAAGUACACACCACCACUCAGCGACAAACGGAGCAAAAACAGACACUGUGCAUUUUAUAGAACUAGUACACACCUCACUGCACUACAUUUAACUGUGACCUUUGUGUUUAAGUUUUCUGUGUUGACAUAUCUACUGAUUUAAAUUGGGUAACUAAAAUUAUGAUUUUAAUAAGACAACACAAACGAUCGUGUGUGUCAUUUGAACACCAAAUUCUGUUUUGCAGCAAAAAUGUCUCAGACUAUAAUGAAACUGUUCGUCCGCCUUAAAAGUUGUAAUUUUUUCAUGACGUUUGGCGCUCGCAGUUGUUUUCCAACUGGUUGUUCAAAAGGGAAAACCAUGCCACCUGAUGCCAUUUUGUAUAUAGAUUUUUGGUGCUGGAUUAUAAAAAUAAAACUGUAUUUAAAAUCUUUUGAAACUAAUGUAAAAAAAAAAAGAAAAAAAAGAAGCUUCUAAAAUGAAAAGGAGGCUGGGUUGAGGUGAAUAUUAGCAGCAAUCAAAGCAGUUUCUGUGUAAGCUGUGGAAACUGAUUGAGCUGUCUGAGAAGGACUGAAGCACGAGGCUCUAGUUGCUUGAAGUUACUGACAACAGAGACGCUGUUGUGAAUGUUUUCCCUCUGUUCAGAGAAUGGGCGGUCUGUGAUCAAUAAACUGGCUGCUGAAACACAUUAGUAAAUGAUUGGGGCCAGAAUAAAAAAUGUGGCUUCUACUCUCAGUCUAAUGGAGGAGUAAUUACAUUAAACGAAUAACGUCAUCGUGUCUGAAGAGCCUCGUGGCUCUGAAGUCAUUGAGCCAAUCAGAGAGGAGGCGCUGAUGCAUAAUAAUCAAUAGACAACGCUGGGUUUUCUACCUAGAUCGAUGCAUUUGAAUAUACAGGGAAGACUCACAUACACUGGAUGUUUGUUUUGUGAAUCCUAUUACUCAGCAUGUUGUACGUUACUGUUAAUGGAUGACCACAGCUCUCAGUUCUUUCCUGUGUUUGUAGACAUUGCAAACUGUGCGUCCUUUGAUUUGCAAGAAUUAAAAGUCGUCAUGCUG